CCCCGCCGGGCCGCGGCUCGGCUGUGCGCGGAGUGUACCCGGAGCUCCGGAAGCGUGCAUGCCGCCAUCUUAGCUGCGGGCCGACGCCGCGCGGCCGCCAUCGUCAGAGCGGGCAGCGGUCGAACGGCGGCGGCGCGAGGCACGCCGGGAGCUCCGGAAGCGUGCAUGCCGCCAUCUUCUCUGCGGGCAGACGCCAGUCGUCCGCCAUGGCGGGAGCGGGCAUGGCGGAGGGUGGCGAGCGAGCCCCGCCGAGCCCCAGCGCGGCCAAGGCGGAGGGCGGCGAGAGGGCCCCGCCGUGUCCGGGGCCGGCCGGGGCCCUGCGGCUCUGGGAGCAGCUGCGGCGGCGGACGGCGGCGCCCUGGGCACGCGGGAUGCUGGCCGUGGCCGCCGUGCUCGGGCUCUGCUGCCUGGCGCUGCGGGGGCCGCUGCGGCUGCGGGACGGGGCGGCGGCCGUGACCGUUUUCUUAAGCACUUUGACUCCCAAAUUCUACUUCGCCCUGACGGUGACUUCAUCUUUCAUAUCUGGGCUGAUAUUUGUUUUUGAGUGGUGGCAUUUCCGCAAAUAUGGCACGUCCUUCAUCGAGCAGGUUUCCGUGAGCCACCUGAGGCCCCUUAUUGGUGGUGUGGAAAACAGCCCCCCAGCUCCUGUGGCCUUCUUGGCCGGAGAGAAUGAGCCAAGCAGGCAGAACAUGCCAGAGUGCAAAGUGUGGCGAAAUCCUCUCAACCUUUUCAGAGGGGCAGAGUACAGCAGAUACAUGUGGGUGACUGGAAAGGAGCCGCUGACAUACUAUGACAUGAAUUUGUCUGCUCAGGAUCAUCAGAACUUCUUCACGUGCGACACUGACUCCCUUCGGCCAUCGGAUACAGUGAUGCAGAAAGCGUGGCGAGAGAGAAACCCUCAAGCCCGGAUUAAAGCAGCGCACCAAGCUCUGGAGCUGAACAACGACUGUGCCACUGCGUACGUCCUGCUGGCUGAGGAAGAGGCAACGACUAUUGUCGAUGCCGAGAAGUACUUCAAGCAGGCUCUGAAAGCAGGAGAAAUGAUCUACAGGAGAUCCCAGAACUGCCAUUCCCAGAGUCCCCAGCACGAAGCACAGCUGAGAAGAGACACCAAUGUGUUGGUAUACGUGAAAAGAAGAUUGGCCAUGUGUGCGAGAAAGCUGGGAAGAAUAAGAGAAGCAGUAAAAAUGAUGAGAGAUUUGAUGAAAGAGUUUCCGCUUCUCAGCAUGCUGAAUAUUCAUGAGAACCUCCUGGAGGCACUGCUGGAGCUACAGGCAUACGCAGACGUCCAGGCUGUUUUAGCAAAGUAUGAUGAUAUCAGUCUUCCAAAGUCAGCAGCGAUUUGUUACACAGCUGCCCUGCUGAAAGCCAGAGCUGUUUCAGAGAGGUUCUCACCAGAAACUGCUUCCAAAAGAGGGCUCAGUACAGCAGAAAUUAAUGCUGUGGAAGCAAUUCACAGAGCUGUGGAAUUUAACCCUCACGUUCCAAAGUAUUUGCUAGAGAUGAAAAGCUUAGUGCUGCCUCCAGAGCAUAUUCUGAAGCGAGGGGACAGUGAGGCAGUGGCAUACGCAUUUUUUCACCUCCAGCACUGGAAGAGGAUAGAAGGGGCUCUGAACCUCCUGCAUUGCACCUGGGAAGGCACCUUUCGAAUGAUCCCGUACCCGCUAGAGAAAGGCCAUCUUUUCUAUCCCUAUCCGAGCUGCACAGAAACAGCAGACAGAGAACUGCUGCCAACAUUUCAUGAAGUCUCCGUUUACCCACAGAAGGAGCUUCCCUUCUUCAUCCACUUCACAGCAGGCCUUUGCUCCUUUUCGGCCAUGCUGGCCCUCCUCACACACCAGUUCCCCGAGCUGAUGGUUGUCUUUGCGAAAGCUGUGCUGCGGGUGCUGUGGCCGGUGAGUGCUCCCAGCGUCCUGGCCUCCAGCUGAGCGGACUGCGCCAGGCAGCACAGGGUGCUUUGGGACUCUUCAGCUUCGUUAUGGGAAAUGUUGAGGUUCUCCUGCUGUCCAGCCUCUGGCAUCAGCCACUCCAGUGUGACUGGAGUGUGUGUUCCCUGCAGGUUUGGUUCCGUUGUUGUACAAGCCUCAUCCUGGCAGUUUAGCUAACCCCUGCACCUAAGGGUGAGGGAGGAAGAAAGCUGUGCUUCUCAAACUGGUGUCUUUGAUGGGCUUCCAUGUUGGUAAUGGUGUUUGACCUGUGAAUUUCUUCUUUGGCCUUAGUCUGUAGUCAUCUAAGAAAAGAGCUUUUGUUGGGCGAUACCUUAAUGCUCCCUAAAUCACUUGUACAACUGGAAGCCGAUACUCCCUCUGUAAGAAGGGAGAGGACACAAACUGGGCAGAUGUUUUGGAGUAUCAGCAUGUCCUUCUCAACUGCAGAUGCACCAGAUAAUUGGCUUAGAUUGAAUUUUAUAAGCCUUUUUCGAAGUACUUGUUAACAGCGCAGUAUGGUUCUGCUUUCUUUAUUAAAAGGUUUCUUCUUAACACAUGGGAUUUGUUGACUUCUUAAUCAUCUCUUUAAUACAGAUUAUUGCGUGCAAGCAGAGACGUGUUUUUUCUGUAUUCUUUAAGCUUGUGUUAUGCAAGGAAAUCAUAGAACCAUAGAAUGGUUUGGGUUUGAAGGUACCUUAAAGAUCAUCCAGUUCCAAAUCCCUGCAUCUCUUGUCUUGCAAAUGGCUUUGCUUAGGAGAACAGGAUGGCUUUUGAAACUGCUAGAAGUGAUGGUGAUAGCUGCACGGGAGUCUUUUUGAGGGGCCUGAAGUUUCAGGUGUUGGUUCAAAGCACUGUCAUUGUUGAUAUCAAGACGUAAAGAGAAAUGAGAUGUGGAGUGCUCUUCAGAGGAAUUGAGUCACGUACAGACCGACCGCAAAGGUUUGUUUACUGCGGAGGUGGUAGGAUGGCUGUGGCAGGCAAGUGGUGUGAGGUAUUUGGUGUGACCUCCAUUUCCACUCGCCCCCGUUAGAGGAAACGCCUGCAUUUCCACACUCAGGUCUGCUGCUUGGUAUGGAGGAGGCAGAGUCAUGUUAGCCAAGGCUUCUUGAGAUAAAAAUAACACAGGUUUGUGGGUCAGUGCUAAUUCUGAGCCCAUGAAAAGUUGUCUCUCAUCUUACACUGUAUGGAUAAACACACACGCUUACCCGUAACCGCGAGGGGGAUUUGACACAUUCAGUCUUUACUGAUCUUUAUGAAGGAUCGCUGUAAGCUGUGACAUUGAUGACAUCUUUCAGAGGUGGUGUGAAUUGUUGGGAUUGUUCAGCCUGGAGAAGAGAAGGCUCUGGGGAGACCUUAGAGCAGCUUCCAGUACUCAAAGGUGCUUCAGGAAAGCUGGAAAGGGGCUUUUUACCAAGGCAUGGAGUGAUAGGAUGAGGAGAAAUGGCUUUAAAUUGGAAGGGGGAAGAUUAGAUUAAACAUUAGGUGGAAUGAGGGUGAGGAGGCACUGGACCCGGCUGCCCAAAGAAGUGGUGGCUGCUCCAUCCCUGGAAGCAUUCAAGGCCAGACUGGAUGGGGCUUUGAGCCCCUGAUCCAGUGGGAGGUGUUGGUGGAACUGGAUGGGCUUUCAGGUCCCUUCCAGCCCAAACCAUUCUAUGAUUCUGGUUUCUGAAUCCUGGAUGGAGGAAGCCAGCUGUAGGCUGCUCUGUUUUCCAAAAUAGCACCCAACUUCAUCAGUCACGGCUCACUUUGAAUUGCCUUGUAAUCUUGUCUUGACGCAGAAGAUUGUUUUGUUGUGGGUUUUUAUAUUUUCUCAAUCCUUUUGUACCUUAUAAACAAAGCCCUGUGAAGUGGGACAGCCACCUAUGCAUUUAUUUCAGGCUCGCUGAGAGGGAACACAGGUGUUGAGGUAGGAAUGCCAUCCUUGCUCUCUGCUGGGCUGGAAUCCAAGCUAAAUACCUGAAUUCAUGGAGGAGUCCAGCGAGGAGCCCUACAGAAAGGCACCACCAAAUCUUUCUGAGUUGCCUAACUCCUAGUAGGUAAUUUUCUCAGCUUUCUCUCCAGUUGAAUGCGCACCCUUGGGGCUGCGGAAUCGCUGUGAUAUCACGGUGGUGAUUAAUAGAUCUGUUGUGUUCAUGUAAUUCCACUUCUUGCUCCGCAGGGGCCCAUAAGGUAACCCCCCUAAUGCUUUUUAAAGGUGAACAUUCUCCAGCGGUUGUGCGGGGUUAUAAAUGAAGCGCUGCCUCCCAUGUAUCAUCCCAUGAGCUGCUUUCUCUCACUGUCCUCCCCUGACAGGACAGCAACAGAAAGGGGAUGGGCUUGUGCUCUAGGGUAUAGCUGGCAGCAGGCGCUGUAAUGGAAACCUUCCUGUCUCUAGAAGGGCCAGGAGUUCCUGAGGAAGAAGUUCUCGGUGUGAUUGCCUAGCAGGAUUGUUUCUGCUUCCAGGGGAGUUCAUUUGCCACUGAAGAGCAGGGACUGUCCCCCAGAUCCACAUUAUAGUAAUGCUGAUGCAGUCCACGUGCAGUUAAGUUGUGUGUGUGUGUUCAUUAGAGAAAAAGACAGUUAUGACACGGGGCAGAUGAGCACUCAUCAUUGUCAUUUCCCUGAAACACAGAAUCAUUCAGGUUGGAAAAGACGUUUUAAGAUUUACUGUGAGGGUGGUGAGGCCCUGGCCCAGGUUGCCCAGAGCAGCAGUGGCAUCCCAUCCCUGGAGGGGUUCCAGGCCAGGUGGGAUGGGGCUUGGAGCCUCUGAUCCAGUGGGAGGUGUCCCUGCCCAUGGCAGGGGGUGAAACUGGAUGAGCUUUGAGGUUACUUCCAUCCCGCCCCAUUCCAUGGUUCUGCCAUCAUCCAGUCUAACCGUAAACCUUAUACUGCCAACUCCACCACUAAACCCUGUCCUUAACUAACAGGAACUCGGGUGACCUUAGAGCCACAGGGAUGGCAAAAAUCCUCUCC
Cuculus canorus (common cuckoo) is the source of this 4880-nucleotide messenger RNA. RefSeq names its product suppression of tumorigenicity 7 like (gene ST7L). NCBI's taxonomy places the organism in Eukaryota, Metazoa, Chordata, Aves, Cuculiformes, Cuculidae. Bases 207 to 1928 code for a protein of 573 amino acids. The record is from RefSeq and is a predicted model, not a curated record. The transcript is spliced from 16 exons. Gene Ontology annotation, molecular function: protein binding.